Messenger RNA from Aureobasidium subglaciale EXF-2481, 1012 nucleotides. RefSeq lists its product as uncharacterized. The transcript is spliced from 7 exons. NCBI's taxonomy places the organism in Eukaryota, Fungi, Ascomycota, Dothideomycetes, Dothideales, Saccotheciaceae. Gene Ontology annotation, molecular function: oxidoreductase activity, acting on the CH-OH group of donors, NAD or NADP as acceptor. The coding region runs from base 65 to 835 and encodes 256 amino acids. The record is from RefSeq and is a predicted model, not a curated record.
CUGAAUCUGAAGCACACCCUUUUGUUCAGGGCCUAAUAUCUAAUUCUAUUUUCUUCUUCCAAUUAUGAACCAGAUACCCGAGAUUCUGUAUGGCAAGACUGGACAGAAAACUUGGUGUAUUGUCGGCGCAUCUAGAGGAAUAGGUCUGGAGUUUGUACGACAGUUGAUUGCUCGUGAGGACCGCAUCUUCGCUACUGUUCGCGACACCAACGCUGUUCAUGCAUCUGGGCUUUGGGCGCAGGCAGGAGGGGAUCAUGGUCGUUGUCAGAUGUUGGUCUGCGACAUCUUGUCAGAACAAAGCAUAAAUAGUUUCGUCACUGAGCUCGCCAGAGUACCAAAUCUGAAGCUGGACUAUGUCGUGAUCAAUGCAGGAGUUUUGAGAUAUCCGAAUAGAGCGACUGAGUUCUCUUUCGACGAGUUUGCUUUCCACUUACACACCAACACGAUUGGACCAAUCAUUACUGCACAAAGACUUCUUCAAACAAGGAUCCCAAUCGGUACAAUAGUCUUCAUGUCCAGCGACUCGGGGUCCGCACAGCGAUUUCUAGAGAUGGAAGAUGGGUUCGCAGCAUACUCUGCAUCGAAAGCAGCAUUAAACCAAGCGAUGCGGCAUAUGGCUGCCGAGCUCAAGCGGAAAGAUGAUGAUACCAUAUUGAUAGCCAUUCAUCCAGGAGAAGUUGCCACGGAUAUGGCGAAUAUUGAACUCGGGUGGGAAGUCGAUGGAAUCAUGACACCACAGGAAUCAGUAUCGGCGAUGAUUCCGGUUAUCGAGAGCAAAGGAAUACAGCACAGUGGGACGUUCUGGACGUGGGAGAACAAGCAAUACCCUUGGUAGGACAUCGGUUCAUUAUACACGAUGUACUGCCACCAGCGAGUAGAUCUUUGUGAUGGCAUAGCAUCUGCAUUGGAAAUUGGCAAGACAAAGAGAUAGGGGCGAGGACACUCAAGAGAGAUUAUAUGUGGAAGAUAGCAGUCGAGCAAAAUCUUCAGUACCAUAAUGUUGAAUAUCCGG